This is a messenger RNA of Perognathus longimembris pacificus (Pacific pocket mouse), 961 nucleotides long. RefSeq names its product ankyrin repeat domain-containing protein 26-like. Bases 248 to 961 code for a protein of 237 amino acids. Lineage: Eukaryota; Metazoa; Chordata; Mammalia; Rodentia; Heteromyidae. The record is from RefSeq and is a predicted model, not a curated record. Gene Ontology annotation, molecular function: protein binding. The transcript has 10 exons.
GAAGACCAGGACUGCUCUACAUUAUGCUUGUGCCUAUGGACAUCCAAAUAUCGUGCUUCUUCUCAUAGAGAAGAAGUGUGAGCUUAAUAUUCGAGACAGUGACGACAGCACAGCUCUGAUAAAGGCCUCCCAGGGCCAGCAUGAGGAGUGUGUGACUCUUCUCCUGAAAUACGGCGCGGAUCCAAACGUGAGGGACGCCGGUGGCAAUGCUGCUAUCCAUUAUGCCAUCUACAGUGACAGUGUACCCAUGGUGGCCACGCUGCUGGCCUACAAUGCCAGUAUUGAGUCGCAAACCAAGGAUGGCCUCACACCACUUUUGCUUGCUCUAAAGGAAAACAAAGAAAAAAUGGCAGAAUUUUUAAUAGAGAAUAAUGCCAAUGUACAUGCUGUUGAUAAGCUGAACAGAUCAACCCUCAUGUAUGCUGUCCAAUGUGAAUCCAAACAUAUGGUCAAGUUUCUUCUUCAGCAAGGCGUUGAUGUCUUUUUAAAAGAUGACUUUGGAUGUCGUGCAUCAUUUUAUGCUCUUUAUGGUCAUUGUAAAGUCAUCAGGAGAACACUUUCCAAAUAUGAAGAAAAGAAUCUUAGAUGUCUCCCAUGCAACAAUCCUGACUCUUCAGUCGGUGAGAGUUGUGGUCCUGGACUCAAGAAAUCUUCUCAGGAGGGAAAAGGUUCCUAUUACUUUUCUUGCACUCCCUGCCCAGAGAAAGAGAUUUCCAGUGAGACAGGUGCUGGCGACUCACUCCAUCUUGCGGAUUUGCUUUACUCAUGUGACAGACUAAUCCAAUGUAAAAUCAGUAGAUGUGCAUUGCUUUCAAGAAAAAUCAAAAUAAUGGAAAAUAAGAUCAGAAGACCACAGAAAGAGCUAUUAGAUAUAGAAGAAGUGAAAUCUCAAUUAGAGAAUGAAAAUAGCGAACUGGAUGAAAUAUACCAUAUUAGAAUUCUCUUGCAGCAAGAAUGCUAA